Molecule: messenger RNA, 2702 nt
Organism: Chenopodium quinoa (quinoa)
Lineage: Eukaryota; Viridiplantae; Streptophyta; Magnoliopsida; Caryophyllales; Amaranthaceae
Product: protease 2-like
Exons: 12
Coding region: 526-2673 (715 amino acids)
Biological process (GO): proteolysis
Cellular component (GO): cytosol
Molecular function (GO): serine-type endopeptidase activity
Source: RefSeq, a predicted model, not a curated record
CCCUUACGUGUAUUCAAUUCUUUGACGUUCUAACCUAAUCUAACAUUCUCUCCUCCCAACAAAGGUCAUGGCCUGGAUUGAAAGGCGUAUUUUUUUAAAAAAAAGUUUGUAUGGAGGCUAAACUACUGGGAUUUUCAGAAAACGCCUAGAAUUUUCGAAAUCUCAAGGGAGAACGAAAAUUCCAGACGUUUUUCUCAUGAACUUUUGAAAAUUCAGCUUUAAAUAUUUAAUUUUUUUUAUUUUUUGCAUGGUUUUUGUUUGAUUCGAAUUCGGAUUAGGACAAAUAAUAUUCGGAGUAUCAUCGAAAAUCUCGGUAUCAAAGUGGUGUAUUGAAUUUGCCACGGAAUCCGAAGCUUGAUUUGUCUCCCAAAACCAACUAACUAGUCGUGGUUUCAUUCCUGAAACAUUCAUAAGCAUUGACUAGAGUUCCAACUCUUGACACUACUUGAACUGCUAUAACAACGAACUGCAACUCUAGUUUGAAAAAGGAAUCAAAGUAGUGAUAUUCAGGAAGCAGGAAAGAAGAUGAUGGUGGCACCGGUUGCAAAGAAAGAGAAACAUGAGAUGGAGAUGUUUGGCGACAUCAGAGUGGACAACUAUUAUUGGCUCAGGGAUGAUUCUCGCUCUAAUCCUCAAAUUCUCUCUCAUCUUCGCGCUGAAAAUUCCUACUCCCACCUCAUCAUGUCCGGGACCAAGCAAUUUGAACAAAAACUGUUUGCCGAGAUUAGAGGACGAAUAAAGGAGGAUGAUAUGUCUGUACCUUUACGGAAAGGUAACUACUACUACUAUGAAAGGACACUAGAAGGGAAGGAGUAUGUGCAACACUGUAGACGCGCUGCUAUUGACAAUGGAGUCGUCCAAUUGUCUGUGCAUGAUACAAUGCCAACUGGUCUUGAUGCUCCUCCUGAACAUGUUCUAUUGGAUGAGAAUGUUAAGGCUAAGAAGUAUGCAUACUACUGCAUUGAUGCUUUUAAGGUAAGUCCUAACAAUAAGCUGAUUGCAUAUGCGGAAGAUACUAAAGGAGAUGAGAUCUAUACAAUUCACAUCAUUGAUGCUGAGACUCUUGAACCCAUUGAAAAGCCUCUGGCAGGUGUGACCUGUGAUUUUGAAUGGGCAGGUGAUGGAGCCUUGUUGUACAUUACAAUGGAUGAGACCCUUCGACCUGACAAGGUGUGGUUACAUAAGUUGAGAACUGACCAAUCAAGUGACUCUUGCCUUUACCAUGAGAAGGAUGAAAAGUUUUCACUUUAUCCAAAUAUUUCUGAGAGUGAGUGUUAUGUGUUUGUAGCAUCUGAAAGUAAAACCACAAGGUUCAUCUUCUAUCUGGACACUUCAAAACCAGAAGAAGGCCUCAAUGUUUUGACUCCUUGCACGCAAGGUGUAUCUACAUAUGCCAGUCAUCGCGGCGAGCAUUUCUUUAUUGGGAGGAGGAAUGAUGUUUGCUUCAAUUCAGAACUGCUAGCUUGUCCAAUAGGAAAUCUAUCUGCAAUGACAGUGCUGCUCCCACACAGGGAAAGUGUAAAGAUUAGUGACUUCCAGCUUUUUCAGAACCAUCUUGUUGUUUAUGAGAGUGAAGGUGGUCUCCUGAAAGUAGUUGUCUAUCGCCUUCCUGCCAUAGAUCAGCCGCUUGAAAACCUAUUUGGGGGCCUCAAUGUUGACUUUGUUGAUCCUGCAUAUGAUGUGCACCAUCUGGAGUCGCAAUUUUCUUCCAAUGUUUUGAGGUUCUCAUACAGCUCCUUGAGGACCCCACCUUCUGUGUAUGACUAUGACAUGGACAGUGGAGAGCGUGUCUUGAAGGAAAUUGACACAGUAUUAGGUGGUUUUGAUGCAUCAAAAUACGUGACACAAAGAAAGUGGGCCACUGCAUCAGAUGGUACUCAUAUUCCAUUAUCGGUUGUCUAUCGGAAGGAUCUUGUAAAGCUUGAUGGUUCAAAUCCAUUGUUGCUAUAUGGCUAUGGAUCAUAUGAGAUAUGCAUAAAUCCUACUUUUAAGGCAUCAAGGUUAUCUUUGUUGGACCGCGGCUUUGUUUUUGCCAUAGGUCAUAUUCGUGGUGGUGGAGAAAUGGGGAGGAAAUGGUAUGAGAAUGGAAAAUUAUUGAAGAAGCUGAACACUUUCACUGAUUUCAUUGCAUGUGCUGAGUAUCUUAUAGAGAAUAAUUACUGCUCAAAGGAAAAGCUGUGCAUACACGGAGGAAGUGCCGGAGGAUUGCUAAUUGGUGGCGUCUUGAAUAUGCGACCUGAUUUAUUUAAGGCUGCUGUACUUGAUGUACCAUUUGUUGAUGUUGUGUCAACAAUGCUUGAUCCAACAAUUCCUCUGACGACUGCAGAGUGGGAGGAAUGGGGUGAUCCUCGGGAAAAGGAGUUCUAUUACUACAUGAAAUCAUAUUCCCCUGUUGAUAAUGUCAAAGCGCAAAACUAUCCUCAUAUACUGGUUACGGCUGGCUUGCAUGAUCAGCGUGUGAUGUAUUCGGAACCUGCUAAAUUUGUGGCAAAAUUGAGGGAGUUAAAGACUGAUGAUAAUACACUGUUGUUUAAAUGUGAUUUUGGGGCAGGGCAUUCAUCUAAAUCAGGAAGAUUUGAGAAGCUCCAGGAAGAUGCAUUCACAUUGACAUUUUUGUUGAAGAUUUUGAAUAUGAUUCCUGCUCCUGACACAACUAUGACAGUGGAAGACUAGUUGCCAACGCUCCCCCAAUUGGUCUUUCU